AUGGGACAGCAAGCUGACGGAUUUGCAGGCGGCGAGAAGCAGAGAGGCAUCAUCACCUUCGGCAUUACCCCCAACCGUCAGAACCCCUUUGCCGGCGCUGCCCACGACGCCGUCUUCAACACCUGGCGCCGCACCAGCGCCCAGAUCCUCUACGUCGUCCCUCCUCUGCUUGCCGGCUGGUACAUCAUGGACUGGGCCAUCCACCGCAACCACUACCUGAACUCCAAGCAGGGCCGCGCCGAGUUCGCCGAUGAGGAGUAA
Messenger RNA from Colletotrichum higginsianum IMI 349063, 261 nucleotides. RefSeq names its product Cytochrome b-c1 complex subunit 8. The transcript is spliced from 2 exons. The record is from RefSeq and is a predicted model, not a curated record. Gene Ontology annotation, biological process: mitochondrial electron transport, ubiquinol to cytochrome c. Lineage: Eukaryota; Fungi; Ascomycota; Sordariomycetes; Glomerellales; Glomerellaceae. The coding region runs from base 1 to 261 and encodes 86 amino acids.